Fopius arisanus is the source of this 2225-nucleotide messenger RNA. RefSeq names its product acyl-CoA desaturase. The coding region runs from base 309 to 1406 and encodes 365 amino acids. NCBI's taxonomy places the organism in Eukaryota, Metazoa, Arthropoda, Insecta, Hymenoptera, Braconidae. Gene Ontology annotation, cellular component: endoplasmic reticulum membrane. The transcript is spliced from 8 exons. The record is from RefSeq and is a predicted model, not a curated record. Gene Ontology annotation, molecular function: iron ion binding; stearoyl-CoA 9-desaturase activity. Gene Ontology annotation, biological process: unsaturated fatty acid biosynthetic process.
GAAAACCAUCAGACGAUAGUCCUCCUAUGACGACAGCGAAUGGUCUCCUGAAAUUCCACAUCAGAGCAUUGCAAUUCUUGAUUGGUGCUAAAUAAGUAUAGUUGUUUGAAAAAUAUUUCAUCCAUACACAAUUAUUAGGUGAUUCCAACUCCUGAUUUCUACGUGGAUUGUAAGCUUACCCUGUUAUUCCGUACAACACACAUUGUAUGCUAAAGAUUUAAUCGUCAGUUAUCAACAAGAUUAACUUACAACAACAAAACCAAGCGUACACGUAAGUGCAACAGUGGAAGGUCAUAAACAUUUCAACAAUGACAGAAACUGAAGGAAUGCAAGAAACCUUACCAGAAGAAAUAUCUUCAGAACCUACAUCAUUACAGCGCGAAAGUCGCAUCAAGCAGCCACUCAUAUGGAGAAAUAUAAUAGCUCUUACAGUGCUACAUAUUCUUGCAGUUUAUUUGUUAGCCAUGAAUUGGUCCAAAGCAACAAUAUGGACAUGGAUUUUUAGUCCGCUGUAUGGAUUCUCAGCAGGAUUGGGAAUAACAGCUGGAGCUCAUAGGCUUUGGGCGCACAGGAGCUACUCGGCAAAACUGCCUCUGAAAAUAUUUCUUGCGUGUCUCUAUUGUGGAGCUGGUCAGACACAUCUUACUAAAUGGAUUCGUGAUCAUAGAACCCAUCACAGAUUCACGGAAACAGCUGCGGAUCCUCAUGAUGCCAAUCGAGGAUUUUUUUUUUCCCACGUUGGUUGGCUUAUGAUGAAAAGACAUCCAGCGGUCAUAAAAUAUGGAAGUAAAAUCGAUAUGAGUGACAUUCGAGCUGAUGGUGUUAUCCAAUUCUUUGAUAAGUAUUAUGCUCCUAUCAUGGUAUGGUUAACCUUCAUCAUGCCUACCUUACUACCGGUUUAUAUUUGGCACGAAAGCUGGAACAUCAGCAUCUAUGCGGUGAUAAUUAGGUACGUGUGGCUUCUAAAUGCAACAUUCUCCGUCAACAGCUUCGCUCACAUGUGGGGUAAUCGGCCGUAUAACAGCAAGGUGAAACCUACAGAAAACCCAACAGUAUCCGUUUUUACCUUGGGCGAAGGCUGGCAUAAUUACCAUCAUGCAUUUCCUUGGGAUUAUAAAGCAUCUGAAUUGGGUGCUUAUUUUUUGAAUGGUUCUUGUGCAUUCAUAGAAACAAUGGCAAAGUUAGGACUUGCAUAUAACCUGAGAACUCCACGAAAAGAGACUGUUGAAAAACAGUGCUUGACUAAGGGCGACGGAACGAAGAGCCUGUGGGAUGGUGAAUAUGAUGACCGAGGCGCAAAAGAAACGGUCACCCUCAUCCACUUCAGCACCACUAAAUUUAUUAUAAUGGAAAUGAGGUGGAUAACCAUUGUCUCACUAAGUUCGUUGAAUAUACGACAUUUCUAGCUGGUCCUCUGGCAAAGUAAAUACCUACCUGGUGCCUACCUGGUAAAGUAAAACGGACACAAAAUUUAUGUGACAAGCAUCAAAACCGAUUUCUUCGUCGAGACAGUAGAAAUAAAAUAUGAAAUAUUCAGGUCAAAUGUGGCAAUAGUCAGACGUACAAAUUAAUAACAAAAUUUCUAAUCAUAAUUUCACGAGUUGGUUCAUGUUACUGAUUCUAUUCUAUUUAAUUGCCUAUUUUAUUUUAUAAGAGAUUAAAGAAAUAACGUAUUUUCAACCGACUUGGUGAGAUAUUGUGUCCCAUGACAUUCCGUUCCGUUGCAGAAAAUUCUUCACCAAUAUCUGAUGAUUAUUCCGUUAGUAGUAUAAUCUGAUUGCGGAUUACUCACAUUGCGUUGUGAUUGCCGAUGUUACCAAGCUGAUACCUGCAAAUUUCUGGAAACAGAUUACAAAAAUAUUUCGUUAUUUCAUGCAAUAAUAUCUUUAGUUGGCUAUUAUGAAAUGGAAAAAAUUUGCAAAUCAAUCGCUCACCACACGCUGGAGUUCAGCCAAUUAGCGAACAAUAUACGUAGAAAAAUUAUCUCAAUCCUUAUACUUAUUAUGUUUUCUUUCCCAAAAGUGGACACGAGAAGUAAAAACCAGUCAGAAAUUUUAACAUGCCUUACCUUCACUACGAAAGAAAAAAAUAUACCCUACACAUGAUUCUUAAAUGUGGAAUUAAUUGACAGUUUUUGCUGUAAUAAUAAACGACGAUAGAAAUGUUUGUGUUAACUUCAUAUAGAUUUCUGUACGAUCUGUAAAGUUUUAAUAAAAAACUAACAA